Molecule: messenger RNA, 243 nt
Organism: Fusarium proliferatum ET1
Lineage: Eukaryota; Fungi; Ascomycota; Sordariomycetes; Hypocreales; Nectriaceae
Exons: 3
Coding region: 1-243 (80 amino acids)
Source: RefSeq, a predicted model, not a curated record
AUGUCCUGGGUUGGGUUAGGAUGGUGCAUGAAAGCAGCCCCAUCAACUCAGUUCAUCAACGGUCCAGGUCCACUGUCCAUAUUCAUCGCUCACAUCCAAGACGGCCACGUCGUUGUUAUCGUCGUCGAUCCCAGCUCAAAUGGACCAGGCGGCAUUAAAAAUGCGGGCUUUUUCCAACGAAAUUUGGAUAACACGGCAAAAUACCUCAAGGCACGCCGUCGAAGCGACUACUGGACCUUGUAG